AUGCGAGUAUCUGUCAUUCAGGAUCUCAGGGAAGAUGAAAAUGGGGAUGGGGAAGAAGAAGAAAAGGUCUUCCUCAAGCCUGUUAUUGAGGACAGAAAUAUGGAACUGGCCCGAAAAUGCAGUGAAAUAAUAAGUGAUAUACACUAUAAAGAAGAGUUUAAAAAAUCUAAAGGCAAAUGCAUAUUUGUACCUGACACCCCACAGCUAAAACAUGUGAAAAGUCUCAGUGCUUUUAUUUCUGAGGUAAAGUAUAAAGGAGCUGCUAAGAAAGACCUUUCCAACUCUCUUUAUCAGCAGAUGCCAGCCACAAUUGACAGUGUAUUUGCAAAGGAAUUAACGCAACUUCAGAGCAAGGUUCUAUAUAAACAAAAACAUGAUGCUGAGAAAGGAACUUCAGAUUAUGCACAUAUGAAGGAGCCUCCAGAUAUUAAGCACGCUAUGGAAGUCAAUAAAUACCAGAGUGAUGUAUCCUAUAAGAAGGAUGUGCAAGAUACUCAUAGAUACACUGAAGUGCUGAACAGGCCGGACAUAAAGAUAGCAACUGAGAUAACAAAGAUAAUAAGCGAUGCUGAGUACAAGAAAGGAAGGGGAGAAAUGAAUAGGGAGCCUGCUGUACUUGGAAGACCAGAUUUUGAACAUGCUAAAGGAGUUUCAAAACUGUUAAGCCAAGUGAAAUACAAAGAGCAGUUCAGUAAGGAAAUGAAGAGCCACCAGUACAAUCCUCUCGACAGUGCUUCCUUCAAGCAAGCACAGAUUGCAUCCACCUUGGCAAGUGAUGUGAAUUACAAGAAGGAUUUGGAAGGCCUACAUGAUCCAGCCUCUGAUCUACCAAACCUGCUAUAUUUAAACCAUGCUUUAAAUAUCAGCAAAACACAUAGUGAUUAUGAAUAUAAGAAAUCAUUUAAGCAAAGCAAGGGCUUCUAUCAUUUCACCCCGGAUACAGCUGAACAAAUCCAUCACAAAGAAAAUGCAGUGCUUCAAAGUCAGCUCAAGUACAAAGAGAAUUAUGAAAAAUCUAAAGGCAGAUCAAUGCUGGAGUUUGUGGAUACACCAAUGUAUCAAGUUUCAAAGGAGGCUCAAAAGAUGCAAAGUGAGAAAAUAUAUCGCAAAGAUUUUGAAGAAGGGAUCAGGGGAAGACCCUCAAUGGAUUUAGACAAGACCCCAGAGUUCUUGCAUAUAAAACAAGUCACUAACCUUCUGAAAGAGAAAGAGUAUAGAAAAGAUUUGGAAGAAGGGAUGAAAGGAAAAGGAAUGACAGUGUUUGAAGAUACACCAGAUUUGAUUAGAGUGAAAAACGCAGCUCAGAUACUAAAUGAGAAACACUACAAGAAAGACCUGGAAACUGAAAUUAAAGGGAAGGGCAUGCAAGUUGGUCCAGAUACUCCUGAGAUAAGACGAGCCAAGAAAGCUUCUGAAAUUGCAAGCACGAAAGAAUACAAGAAGGACUUGGAGAAUGAAAUUAAAGGAAAGGGAAUGGAAGUGGGCACGGAUACCCCUGAUAUACAACGAGCCAAAAAAGCUUCUGAAAUUGUAAGCCAGAAAGAAUAUAAAAAGGAUCUGGAGACUGAAAUUAUAGGAAAAGGGAUGCAAGUUGGCCCAUAUACUCCUGAAAUACAACGGGUCAAAAGGGCUUCAGAAAUAGCAAGCCAGAAAAUGUACAAAGAUGAAGCAGAAAAGAUGCUCUGUAACUAUUCUGCUGUCCCAGACACUCCAGAGAUGGAGAGGAUAAAAAGUACUCAGAAAAACAUCAGUUCAGUGUUUUAUAAGAAGGAAGUAGGAGCUGGCACAGCUGUAAAAGAGACUCCAGAGAUUGAAAGAGUAAAGAAAAAUCAACAGAAUAUUAGUUCGAUUAAAUACAAGGAGGAAGUUCAGCAUGCAACAACCAUUUCUGAUCCACCUGAACUAAGGAGAGUUAAGGAAAACCAGAAGAAUAUUAGCAAUGUUCAGUACAAAGAACAGCUCUGCAAAGCUACGCCUGUGAGUGUCACCCCUGAGAUUGAAAGAGUCAAGAGGAAUCAAGAGAAUGUCAGCAUGGUUCACUACAGAGAACAGCCUGGCAAAGCUACUGCUGUGAGUGUCACUCCUGAGAUAGAGAGAGUCAAGAAGAAUCAAGACAAUAUCAGCUCGGUCAAGUACAGCAGUGAUCAAAGGCAGAUGAAAGGUAGACGUAGUGUGCUUCUAGACACACCUGAGCUAAGGCAUGUCAAAGAAACACAAAACAACAUCUCAAUGGUAAAAUACCAUGAAGAUUUUGAGAAGACAAAGGGCAGAGGCUUCACCCCAGUGGUAGAUGAUCCUGUAACAGAGCGGGUGCGGAAAAACACCCAAAUUGUGAGUGAUGCAGCAUAUAAAGGUGUGCAUCCACAUAUCGUUGAAAUGGAUAGAAGACCUGGAAUAAUUGUUGAUCUUAAAGUUUGGCGCACAGAUCCUGGCUCCAUCUUCGACAUUGAUCCUCUGGAGGACAAUAUUCAGUCUAGGAGUCUGCAUAUGCUUUCUGAAAGAGCAAGCCGUUACAGUAAGCAGUAUUUACAUUCUACCAGUUUGGGAGAUUAUAAAUCAGAUGGUUCUGACACGAACCCUACCUUUUCUUACUGCAGUGAGAUAACAAGGCCAUCUGAUGAAGGAGCCCCUGUUCUCCCUGGGGCAUAUCAGCAAAGCCAGUCCCAAGGAUAUGGAUACAUGCACCAGACCAGUAUGUCAUCCAUGAGGUCCAUGCAUUCACAGCCUCAUUCAGCAGGUCUGAGAACAUACAGAGCUAUGUAUGACUACAGCGCUCAAGAUGAAGAUGAAGUUUCCUUCAGGGAUGGUGAUUAUAUCAUCAAUGUGCAACCAAUUGAUGAUGGCUGGAUGUAUGGUACUGUUCAGAGAACUGGGAAAACAGGAAUGCUUCCAGCAAAUUAUAUUGAGUUUGUUAACUAAUUUUUGUCUCUAGUCCUUUGAGCUUUAUUAUGAUUUACUCAAAAUCUAACCUUUUAGAAAAAGUCAGAAGAAUCUUUUAAGAGUACAUGUUCAUUACUUUAUCACUGCUAUAACAGUCUGCAUUCUCACUCAGAAUCCAAUUUAGAGUCCUUUAAAGUAAAGAUAAAUAAUCAACAAGAAGCUCAGAGCUUUGAAAACAGCAUUGCUUAUAAUAGUGCUCCCUCAAAAUGAAAAACAUAUAUGGAAGCCUGGUGCUGCCAAUCCUAUAAAGAUUUCAGUCAAUUAGCUGUAAAGGGGAAAUAUCUUUUCCCUACACCUCAAAGACAUUAUUUCUCUUUAUUAUAACUACCAUAAAAUCGAUUCACUUCUUAUGGCACUCUGAAGUCACAGGAGGUUAACACACUGAGUUUGAACACAUCUUCAAAUUAUUCGGGAGGUGUUUAAUGUUUGAGCAGUUAGCAUCCUAAUAAAAAUAAAAAUGUUGAGUAGAUAAUUCAAUCAUUUGAAAUAAUGACAAGUAAUGUGCUAGUAAAAAAAACAAAUAAAAACCCCUACUGCCCAGCAGUCUUACAGUAAACAGGUCUAUUUUGACAGCAUAAAUUUCCUGACUCUUGCAUACCCCCAUUUAUUCCUGGAUUACCCAUUUUCUCUUAUUUCCAACAGUGACCUCUUCUGUCAGCUUUGCUUGCAUCCCAGUCCAUCAGUUAGAUCCAUGCCUGGAUUCAUGGUUCUUCGGUAUCUUUUCCACAGAAAAUUCCUUGCAAAGACUAUCUAGAGUAUAAAACCUGUUAACUCUUCUGUUUCCUUCUAAUAAUACUUAGCAUUUAAAUAGAAACUUCCAUUAGGGCAAUGUACAACCAAUACUUCAUGUUAGCUCCUUUACCUUCCCGUGUACUGCUGUAAAUAAAUGUCCUGUGUGAGGCCCCAGUGCUGUGCAGUCACGCAAAGCCUGCAGUCUCAUCCCUCCUUCUUGCCACAGGUAACUCGCUUAAUGGCUGCUUUGCUGAUGAGCUAAUGUACCUACCCCUGCUGCAGAAAUACUUGCACCUCCAUUGAGGAGUGGAGGAGAGCUCUGGUUAUUGUAGUGCAUUUCAGCUCAAUGGCCUAUUGCUUCACUUUCCUCCAAAAAUCUUGGUGAUCCAACAGUGGGUUGUACGCUUGCCAAAUGAUUAAUGAUGGAGAAAUACUACGUUUUCUUUUACUGAUGUAAUCUUUCUCAUAACUGACACCGAAGGGAAAACUAACCAAACACAAGUCCAACAUACUCUAUGCCAUCAUGCUUCAGUUUAGCCAUCUGUAGAAAACAGUAAAAAUAUUUUGCUGACAGACCUUCACGUACGCUAUUUGGUGUCCAUUAACUUAUGAUCAGAACUAAGAGAUCCAGGUCUCAGUCUGUGAUGCUAAGGAGAGGAUCAAAUAACUGGUGACAUAAUGGACCUGUAAGAGGGACUGUGUCGGCAGGCUUGGUCACCAGGAAGUUGGUUUUGCUUUGACUGGGUGCCAGGAGGGUGCCGCGUUCCCUCCCAGGGAGAAACUCUGUGCGGAAGGACAAAAGAGUUAAAGAUUCGUGUGGGAACUUACUCAUGUGGAUGCAUACGUGUGUAAGGAAGAAAAUGUUUUUGCUGAUAGUAUCAUUUGUGGUGUUCAGCCAUGUGCUAGAGAAGUUAAUUUUGGAGUAGCUCUCAGAAUGUUGAUCCUGCACUGGCUUUCUUCCAUUUCUGAAAUUUUUAAAGUAGAAUUAAAUAUAGAAUUUAUGGACAAUUUUGUAUUUCUCAUUUCACAAAGUAAGCAAGCCUACAAUAUCUAUUUAAAGAAUGAAGAAGGAAGGCAGUAUGGAUUUGUUAUGUCAACUGAAAGUUGUCAAUGCAAAUACCUGCUAGUUCUAUUUUUGCAUACAAUUAGGAAUUGGAAAGCUUAUGCAAUUUUUUUUAGGUGUUGCUAACACAGGGCUGAUCCCAGCUGCCAAACAGGGUGGAAUGACUGCAUUAAAAAAAAAAAAUUAAAAAAAUGUCCGUGACUGUGGAAUUGCCUAUGUUUUCUUGUCAGCUGCCUAAUUUCAAGGCUAAAGCUGACCAGGAGCAUCUAACUUCAAAAAAUGUGGCUUAAAACCAGGGAUGUGAUACUGUAAAUGUGCAGUCUGUAUGGGUGACUGUUGUGGUUUAACCCCAGCCAGCAACUCAGCACCACGCAGCCGCUUCCCCCUCCCCCUCCCAGUGGGGUGGGGAGGAGGAAAGGGAAGAAAAAAAAAGUAAAACUCGUGGGUUGAGAUAAGAACAGUUUAAUAACUAAAGUAAAAUAAAAUAUCAUACUAACUAAUAAUAAUAAUAAUAAAAACAUAAUAAUAAUAAUAAUUGUAAUGAAAAGGAAUAUAACAAAAAAAAGAGAGAAGUAAAACCCAAGAAAAGACAAGUGAUGCACAAUGCAAUUGCUCGCCACCCGCUGACCGAUGCCCGAGCAGCGAUCCACCCCUCCCGGCCAGCUCCCCCCUGUUUAUAUACUGGGCAUGAUGUUCCAUGGUAUGGAAUACCCCUUUGGCUAGUUCAGGUCA
This is a messenger RNA of Gymnogyps californianus (California condor), 5467 nucleotides long. RefSeq names its product nebulette (gene NEBL). The transcript has 27 exons. The record is from RefSeq and is a predicted model, not a curated record. NCBI's taxonomy places the organism in Eukaryota, Metazoa, Chordata, Aves, Accipitriformes, Cathartidae. Gene Ontology annotation, cellular component: focal adhesion; Z disc. Gene Ontology annotation, biological process: cardiac muscle thin filament assembly. Bases 1 to 2919 code for a protein of 972 amino acids. Gene Ontology annotation, molecular function: actin filament binding.